CUAAAGCGCACGACCGGAAGUUUCUGUCCGCGGCUUUGAGGAGAUAGUGGAGCCGCUGGGCCGCAGCCGGGAAGCCUAGGUGUGGAGGCGCUGAGACUUAGGAGACAGCUGGGGCCGUUGGGGAGACUCAGGUGGCGGGACACUGGCGAGGUCCCGACCUGACCCUGGGCCAGUCUCGUCCUCGCGGCCCGCCUCCUCACCCCGCCCCCACUUGGGGCUGAAGUGGCUCCCCUCCUGAUCUGAGCCUGGUCCCUCUUCAGGCACUGACCCUUGACCUCGGGGCGCUCCCCCAUCCUUUGGGCGCGAUGGCUACAGGCGCGGAUGUCCGGGACAUUCUAGAACUCGGUGGUCCAGAGGGAGAUGCAGCCUCUGGGACCAUCAGCAAGAAGGACAUUAUCAAUCCGGACAAGGGAUGCACCCCCACUGCUGCCCAGUGACACUGGUCAAGGCUACCGCACAGUGAAGGCCAAGUUGGGCUCCAAGAAGGUACGGCCCUGGAAGUGGAUGCCAUUCACCAACCCAGCCCGCAAGGAUGGAGCCAUGUUCUUCCACUGGCGAAGGGCAGCAGAGGAGGGCAAGGACUACCCCUUCGCCAGGUUCAAUAAGACAGUGCAGGUGCCCGUGUACUCAGAGCAGGAGUACCAGCUCUACCUUCAUGAUGAUGCUUGGACAAAGGCAGAGACCGACCACCUCUUUGACCUCAGCCGCCGCUUUGAUCUGCGUUUUGUCGUCAUCCAUGACCGGUAUGACCACCAGCAGUUCAAGAAGCGUUCUGUGGAGGACUUGAAGGAGCGGUACUACCACAUCUGUGCCAAGCUUGCCAACGUGCGGGCUGUGCCAGGCACAGACCUCAAGAUACCAGUAUUUGAUGCUGGGCAUGAGCGACGGCGGAAGGAACAGCUGGAGCGUCUCUAUAACCGGACCCCAGAGCAGGUGGCAGAGGAGGAGUACUUGCUGCAGGAGCUGCGCAAGAUCGAGGCCCGGAAGAAGGAGCGGGAGAAGCGCAGCCAGGACCUGCAGAAGCUGAUCACGGCGGCAGACACCACUGCCGAGCAGCGCCGCACGGAACGCAAGGCCCCCAAGAAGAAGCUCCCCCAGAAAAAGGAGGCUGAGAAGCCGGCUGUUCCUGAGACGGCAGGCAUCAAGUUCCCGGACUUCAAAUCUGCGGGCGUCACGCUGCGGAGCCAGCGGAUGAAGCUGCCCAGCUCUGUGGGACAGAAAAAGAUCAAGGCCCUGGAACAGAUGCUGCUGGAGCUGGGUGUGGAGCUGAGCCCGACGCCCACGGAGGAGCUGGUGCACAUGUUCAAUGAGCUGCGGAGUGACCUGGUGCUGCUCUACGAGCUCAAGCAGGCCUGCGCCAACUGCGAGUACGAACUGCAGAUGCUGCGGCACCGGCACGAGGCACUGGCCCGGGCCGGCGUGCUGGGGGGCCCCACCCCCCCGGCCCCGGCCCCGGCCCCGGCCCCGGCCGAGCCAGCGGUGUCUGAACCCGCUCUUGGCUCUGACCCCAGCAAGGACGCCAUCAUCGAUGUGGUGGGCGCACCCCUCACGCCCAAUUCGAGGAAGCGGCGGGAAUCGGCCUCCAGCUCCUCUUCUGUGAAGAAAGCCAAGAAGCCAUGAGAGGCCCCACAGGGUGUGGGACGCUGCUGUGUAAAUAGAGCUGCUGAGCUGGA
Capra hircus (goat) is the source of this 1673-nucleotide messenger RNA. RefSeq names its product DNA methyltransferase 1 associated protein 1 (gene DMAP1). The transcript is spliced from 9 exons. Gene Ontology annotation, molecular function: transcription corepressor activity. The record is from RefSeq and is a predicted model, not a curated record. Lineage: Eukaryota; Metazoa; Chordata; Mammalia; Artiodactyla; Bovidae. Gene Ontology annotation, biological process: DNA repair; chromatin remodeling; negative regulation of transcription by RNA polymerase II. Gene Ontology annotation, cellular component: nucleus; NuA4 histone acetyltransferase complex; Swr1 complex. Bases 361 to 1620 code for a protein of 419 amino acids.